Molecule: messenger RNA, 2045 nt
Organism: Olea europaea var. sylvestris
Lineage: Eukaryota; Viridiplantae; Streptophyta; Magnoliopsida; Lamiales; Oleaceae
Exons: 2
Coding region: 804-1724 (306 amino acids)
Source: RefSeq, a predicted model, not a curated record
UUGACCUGAAUCAUUUUAUUUUAUUUUCCCCUACGUUUUCAACUUUCCCCGCAUGAAAAAUAAAUAAUUAAAAAGUAAAUAGUUAAAUAGACGAUAAAUGAAAUGCGUUCAAUCUUCAUUACGUCCCUGCCCUGCUUUCCAAAAAUUCUCAAUGGGAUAAAAAUGAUGACGACCAUCUCGACCCCAUUACACCCUUAACUUUAAACCUCCUUCGAGAGUGACAUUCCACCAUAACAACCCGGUAGCUAUUAUCUUCCGCCAAUAGAAGCCCUUCUCUUAUGGUUAGACCUUCAAAAUCCUCAACUAACGAUUCUCUACGUGUAGGCCGCCAUGGCUGGCUGCCCAACCUCAUCAAGAAUAACAAUAACAGUGCCUACAUUCUCCCUCUUUAGCUGACGCAUCAGCACACAAGUAGGAGUUGGCCUAUGGCCACCAGCGUAAAGGCUAGACACUGCCUCCCUUGGUGGUUCUCCAGGUCGAACCGUAUUGUGCCCUCCCUAAAUCGCCCAUAUCUACUAACCCAAUUUCUUAUCAUUGCCUCUAUCCACCUCAUUUACACCUCUCUCACAGUUACCUAAGGGCAUUAGUUGGUCACACCAAAUUUGGUGUAACUUCUACACCAAAUUUGAUGUAAUCUCUCCAACCAUUUCAUCAUAAUCUCAACCAUACAAAUUAGUAUUUUAACAUCAUCUUCUAUAAAAUAGCAUACUAUACCUUCAUUUUCUCUUACCUUAACUCUCUCCAAAUCUUCACUUCACAAGAAAUAGUUAAUCUUACCUUCAUUUUCUCCAAAAUCUCCUCCCAUGGGUUUAACUAAACGAAGUUCUUCAUACACAAACGAAGAAGACUUACACUUGUGUCAUGUAUAUCUUGAUAUUUCAACAAAUUCGAUUAAGGGUAUUGACCAAUCAAAAGAUCAAUUCUGGUCUCGAGUUGAUCAUCACUAUAACAACACGAAGCUAGACUCUAUCCGUCAACCUCGACCUAAAAGAUCCUUGCAGGCUCGAAUGCAAGUUAUUCUCACUGCAGUUGGGAAACUGAGGGGAUGUGUUCGGCAAGUUGAAAAUCUGAAUCCAAGCGGGGCUUCAGAACAAGAUAUUUUAUACCAAGCCAAAACAUUGUUAGCACAAGAUAAGAAUUACAAGAAGGGAUUCAAAUUUGAUCAUAUAUGGCCUAUUCUUAAAGAUAUUGAAAAAUUUCGACUCGAUGUUAACACAACAACAUCAAUCUUCCAAAUGCAAAGUGGUAACUUUGCAUCAUCACAAUCGAAGUCUCCCACUUCAAUAUCUCCGGGAUCGUCUUCAUUUGGUCUUAAUAUAAAUGAAGAAAAUGUAGUUGGUGCUUCAACUGAACGACCCAUUGAGGUGAAAAAAGCAAAAUUAGAAAGUAAAAAUGAUGAAGAAAAUCAAAAGGUUAUUGACACGAUUAAAGAUGAAAAUCGGCAACCUGCUGAAAUUUUCAGAAAGGAAAGCGAUGAUAGACAACAAAUUUUUGAAAUUCAAAUGCUAAGAGCUCAAAACGAGUCAAAAAAAUUGGCCUUAACAGAAUAUAGAGAAGAAAAUAAAAUUUUACUUAAGGAUUUGAAUUCCAUAUCGGAUCCAACUCUACGUAAGUUUUUUCAAAAUGAACAAACAAGAAUUUUGCAAAAAAGAGCUCACCAACAAGGUCAAGGAUCUCAAAGUACGUCUGGUUCUUCUGGUGAAUAUUUUGACGGUCUUGACUAAUAGAUUAGGAUUGACAGCAAGCUGGAUACGAAGGAAGGAGUUAUGCUUCUCUAAAAUCAGGCCACUACGCAUGUAUGUAUUUAAUGAUAUUUGAUGACUGGGGGAAGGGGGGUUCUGAUGAAGGGUGCACCUUCGGAGUUGGUGUAGAGAGGUGGUGGAAACAGCAUAAGAUCGCACGGGUUAGGCUCCCCAAUUCUUCUUGCUUUUCUAAUCUUCCUUCUAUGCUAUACUAUCUUAAUGUAAUCUUGAGUGGGCUUAUAGUCUAGCCUUUCAAGUUCUAUUAAGUGAAGUGGGAUCGUGCUAUUGUUAAUUUAUUCUUAA